GAAGCGGUCCUGAGGGCCGGCGUGUUGCCGUCUUCGUCGUCGUCAUCGUCAUCGAAGGACUCGUUGCUCCGACACGUGGUCAUCGACGGCAGCAACGUCGCCAUGAGUCAUGGGAACAAGGAGGUUUUCUCGUGUCGGGGGAUCCGCUUGGCUGUGGACUGGUUCCGUGCCAGAGGCCAUCAGGACAUCACGGUCUUUGUGCCGAAAUGGCGGAAGGAGUCGUCGAAACCCGAAGCACCGAUCAAAGAUCAAGACGUAUUGUUGGAGCUGGAGAAGGAGCGGUCGUUGGUGUUUACGCCGUCGCGGCUCGUGUCUGGACGACGGCUCGUGUGCUACGACGAUCGGUAUAUCCUGAACCUGGCCGUCGCGACGGACGGCAUCGUGGUGAGCAACGACAACUACCGGGACCUGGCCUCCGAGAGUCCCGACUACAAGCGGGUCGUCGAGGAGCGGAUCCUCAUGUACUCCUUUGUCAACGAUAGGUUCAUGCCGCCGGACGAUCCGUUGGGCAGGAACGGCCCGACGUUGGCCAGCUUCCUGAAGAAGCCGCACGCGCCGCUGCGGGGAUCCGUGUCGACGCCCGUGACGCUGGGCGGCGGGGAUUUGCCGCCACUGUGUCCCUACGGCAAAAAGUGUACGUAUGGCAACAAGUGCAAGUUCCUGCACCCGGAACGCGGCAACCUCCCGCACAAGACCGUCACCGAGAAGCUGAUGGAGAAGGCGCAGAAGCGGCUGUUGGAGAUCAAGAUGAAGCAGCAGCAGCACUUGCAAAUGACCAUGGCUAGGCCAGCUGGAAUGCGCGGCAGUGGCGGCGACAUCUCUCCGGGUUUGUGUUUACCAUCUAUCCGAUUAUCUGACCCUCAAGCGCCUGCGUACGGUCACCGAAAAUUGCAGCGGCAACUAACGCUGAACCCGGAGUUUGACCCGAGGCUUUUGCAGAUGCGAUCCGGUGCUGCUGCUGCUGGGUUGCACGGGCCGAGACCCGUCGGACCCAGAUUAUCUGACCCUCAAGCGCCUGCGUACGGUCACCGAAAAUUGCAGCGGCAACUAACGCUGAACCCGGAGUUUGACCCGAGGCUUUUGCAGAUGCGAUCCGGUGCUGCUGCUGCUGGUGGAGCUGGACUACCGCCGCCACCGCCGCCGCUCGUCGUGGACGACCCCAACUUUUACGUGAACACGCCGCCGCCGGGCUACAAGUUUCCGGGACUCCCGCAACAACAACAACAGCAGAAACAGCCGCCCUUGUCGCCGACCCCCAUGUUGAGUCAGGUGUUUCAUCAGCACCACCAUCAGGUGUCGAGGAUCGCUUCGGCGCCGGACUCGCGUCCCAUUACGACUAUGGUCGGUGCUGGAAUUGGACUUGGACUUGGAGGAGCAGGAGGAGGAGGAGGCUUGUUGAGUCUGGGCCCGAGGAAUUCCACGUCUGACUCGCGACUCGACUUGGCGGACGCCGAAUCCGUCCCAGUCCCGCCCGUCAACGGCGUCUGCAAGUUUGGCCCGAUAUCCCCGCCCCGUCGACAGGAGCAACAAGCCAGUGAGCCGACGAGCCAGGAGCAGGAACUGGAGCAGUGUCGCUUCAAGAUCUACUACCACUUGUCGCACCUGUUUCCGGAAGAGCAAGUGGGCGCAGCCAUGCGGGCCUGUCCCAACGAAACGUCGCCCGAGAAGAUCUGCGCCUACAUCCUGCGUCUCUGCGCCGGCGUGUCGUCCCUCAACCUCAACUAAAGUCCGUCUCGUUCUUCUGCUUCUCAACUGCGUGCCAAAAAAAAAAGAGGAAAAGGAAAAGAAAAAGAAGCUGAAAGAGAGGAAUGUGGAGGAUGUAUGGAAAUCACGAAGAAAAGUUUGGAAUCCUGUGUGUAUGUGGAUGGGAAUCUCUGAAGAGUGAUGUUGUAUCGUACUUGAUUAGCUUGCUUGCUUCCUUGACCCGAUGUUGUCUUUGGAGAACCCCCACAUUCUCCACCGUCAGCUGCUUCCAUUCAAAAAGCGUAGUUUGUCGCAAUUGCUGAUAUUUGAACAAGAAAUGCCGUGUUUCUGUUUUGAAAGUACUGUACUGUACAGUUAUCCCAUCUCAAAAGUCGGAUGUCCAAAUCUCAUGAUUGCACUCGAAACCUGGCCGCUAGAUAGAAAUACCCAUACGUGGUACUGUAUUAGUGCAUUUCAUUGCAUUUCCUGGAGGAUUGAAUUGCCUAAAGUGCAGGUGGUUUGCGAGAGGGAGAGAUUCGAGCGACCUCUGCCUGAAAGUGAGGUUGGAGACGUUGAAAUGCCGAGAAAUUUUCGUUUUGUUUCGUGCGCAAGCGCAAGGUUGAUUUGAAAGAUUGGAUUGCUUGCGGAGACAAUAGUGAGAGGAGCAUGAUGAUGAUAAUGAUAGAAAAAUGACAGUGCCGUCCACAAUGGAAGGACUGUUAUUUUAUUAUUUUUCCGCCAGGUGUCGCCCGUUUUCGCGGCGCACCAAGGACUCACGCGUAAGCCCUGUUUUCUAGGGUAUGUACUGCUGGAAAAGAUAUAUGAAAACCUUUUUUUCCCGUUGGCUUUUGGAAAAAGAGAAAGGGGGAAGAAAGCGGAAGUGUAUUCCAACAAAACACAUUUUUUGAUUGAUUGAUUGCUAGCCUGACGUGGUUUUCCCCUCUUUUUCUCGCCGGAAAGAGGGGGAGAAGAGAGUAGGUCGAUUUUUUGACUGCUGAGCGGUUUUAUCGAUGCCUUUUCGUGUCGGGGACUGGAGUGGAGUGAUGUGAUGAUGAACUGAGGCGUAUAUUUUUUUGCUUGUUUGUUCGAGUCCGUCUGCUGCUCGCGUGAGUGAUUUUUUUUAUUUUUUUUUCCUUUCUGAGAUGACACAUUCCCGGUAGAUGUGAUCCAAGUUACCAGAAUCUGGUUCUUCCUACUCUUUAUCAUUUUUUUUUUCCGGGGAGGGGGCUUGUAUUUGUUGAGGUUACCAUUCCGAUUUCUUUUUGUAUCACGGUAUUUCUUCGACGAGCUAACCUUGUUCACUCUUUUUUGCCUUGUUGGUUUCACGGUUUGUGAUUGAUUGUUUGAGUGAUGCAUUGUAUUUUGUCAAGUCGGCAACGGAGAGAAGAAAUACUUAUCGAUUGCUGAAACGAAGGAGUGAAAAUCCGUCUUUGUUAUUUUGUCUCUGGAUAAAUGAACAGAGUUUUUUUUGUCGAAAAA
This is a messenger RNA of Notodromas monacha, 3162 nucleotides long. The record is from the annotation of a GenBank genome assembly. Lineage: Eukaryota; Metazoa; Arthropoda; Ostracoda; Podocopida; Cyprididae.